AUGAUAAAGAAGGAUAUCUUCACAUUUUUGAGAAGAAAUCUGGAUGCUUCCUCAAAACUUCAAGACAUGUAUAAACGGGCCUCAUUUCUUUCAACUCUAGCGCAGCUACAUAAAGAAAUUACGAACCUAUUUGGACAUAUAUCCUUGGACUUUUCUGAUAGCCUCCAUGAGGACCUCGUGGCUUCCUCUAAAGACCUUCUCCUUCAGCUAAAAGGCUCCAAACAGCCCACAUUAGAGAUGAAUUCAGGACUGGCGGCUCUCUUUGGGUUGACAAUUGCGAUCCUCUCAUCUCUAAUGACAACAUUUGAAAAAAUCAUCGAGCUGAUCGACCGUAACCGUCUUUUCAUUUCCAGUCAGCUUGACAACAUUGAGGCGUAUUUUCCUUGUUCUCAGAAGCUAUUUGUGAACUACUUGCCAUUAAGCGCCGCAAAAUUUCUUUGCGAUCAACUUUCUGCCCACAAGGAUGUAUUUUUAGAAGACCCAUGGGCAUUGUCAGACGUCGUAUUGCUUGCCUCAGAAUUCGACGUUCGUUUGACAGAACUCUUCCCGCUUCAAUUGACCCAUGAUUCAACAGAAAGCGCAAAGAGCCGUCGAUUUUCAAUUCUCGGCCACAUGACGCUUGCCUCUGGCGAGAUCUCCCAAUACAUGCAAAAGGAAAUUCUUGUUCCCUGCUCUGCUACCAAUUUAAGACCAAAUUUCCCACAUAUUCCCGCAUCCAUGCUUUUCUCAGAGGCAGGCGAUUUGCUUAGGGCCGCAGAAAGUGCCAACAGAUUCAUAUUUUUGCCCGUUCAAAGGUUUAUCGAUCUCCUUGAUUAUUUGUUGUUCACUUAUGAGCCAUUUGGAGAUGUUUCUUUGCAGGGUGAAUUGGUCGUUUCAGUGAUAAGGCUUUCCGGCUUUUCAUCCUUGUUUACAUAUAUCGAGCGGCUCUUAUCAAGUGGCGAGGUGAGAGGUCUUCAGCUUUUCUCGUUAUUCGGGUCUCUUGGUCAGCUUUUGAGGCUGCUGGAGGAAGAGUGGCCCGUAUCCUUCCCGAUUGGUCCUUGGCACAUGCAAGGAGUUGCUUUUAGAGGAAAUCGAGACAUUGAUGCCAUCCUCCGCGACAUUG
Messenger RNA from Mitosporidium daphniae, 1102 nucleotides. RefSeq lists its product as uncharacterized. Lineage: Eukaryota; Fungi; Microsporidia. The transcript is spliced from 6 exons. The annotation marks the transcript as partial. The record is from RefSeq and is a predicted model, not a curated record.